Molecule: messenger RNA, 507 nt
Organism: Aureobasidium subglaciale EXF-2481
Lineage: Eukaryota; Fungi; Ascomycota; Dothideomycetes; Dothideales; Saccotheciaceae
Exons: 3
Coding region: 1-507 (168 amino acids)
Molecular function (GO): DNA binding; cyanate hydratase activity
Source: RefSeq, a predicted model, not a curated record
AUGUCGGCCUCUGGAACUUCUUCAGGUCACCCCAUUGCGACUCUCGAUACCUCCAUUAUCCCUCGCCUGCCAGCUUCCUCGCCGACCCUUUUCGAGGCCAAGAGAGUUAAGAAUCUUUCCUUCGAGACCAUCGCCAAUGCUCUCGGUCGUGAGGAAGUAGCUGUUGCAGCUCUCUUCUACGGUCAGGCCAAGGCCUCCCCCGAGGAUAUCAGAAACCUAGCCAAGCUCCUCGAGCUCGACGAGUCGUUGCUCGAAGCCCAACUCUCUGGCUACCCCGACCGUGGCCGCACGAUGGAAAUGCCUCCUAAGGAGCCCUUGGUCUACAGACUCUUCGAGAUCAUUCAGAACUAUGGCUAUGCAUACAAGGCUGUUCUCAACGAGAAGUUCGGGGACGGUAUCAUGAGCGCCAUCAGCUUUAGCACCAAGAUUGAGAAGGAAACCGAUGAGAAGGGUGACUGGGCUGUCAUUACCCUCAGAGGGAAAUGGCUGCCGUUCUCGAGAUUCUAA